AUGAAUGUUCUACGGUGUAGUGGAAGCCUUGCGUGGGCUCUCCGCUCUUGUCAACGGCCGAGAGCCCUUGCGAGCGCAACACCUCUCCUUCCUCGUCGCCAUUUCCACGGAGCCGCGCCCUUGUGGGGGGUGAAGUCACAAGUGUUGAAGGACGUUGGAGAGGGGAUAACGGAGGUGCAGAUCAUCCAAUGGUACGUCGAAGAGGGGGCGCGUAUCGAGGAGUGGAAGCCUCUUUGUCAAUACCAAUCCGAUAAAGCAGUCGAUGAUAUUACGUCGCGAUAUGAAGGCGUGGUCAAGAAGCUCCACUUCCAGGCCGACGACACAGUUCCGACAGGAAAGGCGCUCUGCGACAUCGAAGUCGAAGAUGGAAAAUACCCCGAUGACAGUCCCCCGCCCAAGCCCGUUCCAGAGCCAAUGCAAACAGUCCCGACUCCAGCAAGCCCGCCACCCACGCAGCCUCAGCAAGCCCCUCCACCUUCACAGCCCCCAGUCACAACUACCACACAGAAAUCACCUCAUGCAAUGCUUGCGACUCCAGCAGUCCGAGGACUGCUCAAGACACUCAAUGUCAACAUCGAAGACGUCCAAGGCACAGGCAAGGGCGGCCGUGUCAUGAAAGAGGAUGUGCAGAGGUUUGCUGUAAUGCGAGACUCCGGAGCCACCACACGACCCGCUGCAGUGGAAAAAGCCCAAGCCGAAACAGCCAUCAAAUUAUCGCCAAUACAGUCACAGAUGUUCAAGACGAUGACCCGCUCACUCACCAUCCCUCACCUGCUAUUUGCGGAUGAGCUCAACAUUAAUGCUGUCAACUCCAUGCGACGGAAGCUGGCAGCUGAUUCAAAGGACCCAAAGAAGAUAACCUUCCUGUCAUUCGUCGUGAAGGCUGUGUCUCUUGCACUCGACGAGUACCCUCUCCUCAAUGCAAGGGUCGACGCAACCAAUCCAGAGAAGCCGCAACUCAUCAUGCGCUCGAAACACAACAUCGGCAUCGCGAUGGACACACCUCAAGGGCUGAUCGUCCCCAACGUCAAAGAUGUCGCCAAUCGCUCCAUCCUGGACGUCGCUUCGGAGCUGACCCGGCUCAGUGCCCUGGGGAGGGAAGGGAAAAUCACGCCUGCUGACCUCAGCGGCGGAACUAUUACCGUCUCUAAUAUUGGGAACAUCGGGGGCACGUACGUUGCACCGGUGCUUGUUCCGACCGAAGUGGCGAUUAUGGGCAUUGGUAAAGUCAGGACUUUGCCUGUCUUCGAUGACGCGGGGCAGGUCACCAAAGGCGAACUCGUCAACUUCAGCUGGAGUGCUGAUCAUCGUGUGGUGGAUGGCGCGACUAUGGCCCGGAUGGCUAACAGAGUCCGUGAGCUGGUGGAGAACCCGGAACAGAUGCUGUUGAGCCUGCGGUAGCCGUGGUCGAGAUGUAAUUCCUGG
This is a messenger RNA of Aspergillus homomorphus CBS 101889, 1425 nucleotides long. RefSeq names its product putative 2-oxo acid dehydrogenases acyltransferase. The transcript is spliced from 4 exons. Bases 1 to 1401 code for a protein of 466 amino acids. Lineage: Eukaryota; Fungi; Ascomycota; Eurotiomycetes; Eurotiales; Aspergillaceae. Gene Ontology annotation, cellular component: mitochondrion; cytoplasm. Gene Ontology annotation, molecular function: lipoic acid binding; acetyltransferase activity. The record is from RefSeq and is a predicted model, not a curated record.